Messenger RNA from Symsagittifera roscoffensis, 3882 nucleotides. RefSeq names its product prickle planar cell polarity protein 3-B-like. The record is from RefSeq and is a predicted model, not a curated record. Gene Ontology annotation, molecular function: zinc ion binding. Bases 702 to 3233 code for a protein of 843 amino acids. The transcript has 6 exons. Lineage: Eukaryota; Metazoa; Xenacoelomorpha; Acoela; Convolutidae.
GAUAACAAUAUAUUCCAUAUCGCUAAUCCUUACGCUUAGUAUAAUUUGUGUUAUUAAGAAAAACAACAUCAACGUGCAUAUCAAUAAAUUCUCUUUCUGUCUACCUGUAUAAUGUUAUACAGGAGAGAAUAGUACCGUCACUAAGUGUUUUCCAUCUUUUUAAUCCAUCUGGGUCGUAAAACUGGACCAUCAUUUCGAGGAGUUUUUCGCUCUGUUGAACUGUGCUAUUUCUUUAUUGUUUUUGUAUUGUGUCCAGGAAAUUUUUAUGAUUCCUGAUUUUACGCUUCGAUUUUUCAUUUGAUUCGAAUUUCCUCGUUUGGUUCUGUAUUUUGGUACAAUUCGCUGAAAAAUUAUAGACUGUUCUAUUAAUAUUCGGAGUUUCCGAUUCGGAUCAUUUCUCAUUUUUUGUAUUCCGGUCGAAUUCUUAUCGCAUUCACUCGUGAAAACUUAUCGAUUGUUGACCUUUCGCGCAUACGUUUCAAAAGCGAAGGUGUGAAAAAACUUUGAAAGGCCUUCAAAAGGCGUGAACUUUUUUGUUUCCUUUCGAAUAUCGUUGCUUGUUUUUGAGAAAUUCCUUGUUUAUAAAUUUUACCCGCGCCAUAAUAUUGUCCUUGAUUGCAGAAUUUAAGGCUGAACAAAGAAAGACGUGUACAAGUUGCAAGUGUUCGCUAUUACAACAUGAGAUUUUGCUCGUGAAUCCGAUGAAAAAUUCUGCCAAAAUGCUAAGCGAAAUCCACGCGACGUCAAACAACAUAGCACUGCAACAAUCUACAGUUUCCUCCCUAAAUAAUUCCGCCAAUAUGUCCUAUCCCAAUUUCAACACAUCGAUCGCGUCCAGCGUUUCGUCCAGUGUAUCCGACCAUAACUUCAACAAAUCUAACGCCAGUCACUGCUCUAGUAGCAGUAAUAGUAGCGUAGCGAUUGUGUUUCCGAACCUGGGGUCGACGACGGUGAGUAGCGACAGCACGAGUACAGCACAAGACAGCAAUUCGGCAGCCACGACGAUGACUUCGAGUGUCCAAGAGUACACAUGGGCGCCCCAUGGGCUGAACCGUGAACAGAUCGAACAGUACUUCUCGCGUCUGCCUGAAGAAUGUGUGCCUCGUGUGAACUCAGUGGGAGAAGGGAACCGACUGCGUCAGUUGAUCCUCCAACUGCCCCCUCAGGACAACGAGAGCAAACACUGCGUGGAAUUGAGUGGGGAUGAGAAGAAGGAGUUGAGACUGUUCUACGUGGAGAGAAAGAGAGAUAGUUUGGGCAGAGGCACUGUGAGACCCAUUCCACAUAAUCACUACGGCAUGGAGUGCGUCAAGUGUAAGACGAAUAUCGGAGGUGGUGAACUGGCAGUGUUUGCUGUGCGUGCUGGACACUCCAAGUGCUGGCAUCCAGAAUGCUUCACGUGUGAGACUUGUGAGGAACUGCUGGUGGACCUCAUCUACUUCUGGAAGGAUCCACACAUAUACUGUGGCAGACACCACGCACAAGUGCUCAAGCCACGAUGCACGGCUUGUGACGAGAUCAUCUUCGCGGACGAGUGCACGGAGGCUGAGGGGAGGUCAUGGCAUACGAGACACUUCUGCUGCUGUGAAUGUGACUGCACUUUGGGGGGACAGAGGUACAUCAUGCACGACUCCAAACCCUUUUGCUGUCCCUGCUACGAGAGAGUCUAUGCACAGUACUGCGCCUCUUGCAACCAACUCAUAGGUGUGGACGAAGGCCAGAUGACAUACGAAGAGCAACACUGGCACGCGACCCCAGAGUGCUUCAGCUGUUUCCGGUGCCAAAAACCUCUUCUAGGCUUACCUUUUUUACCCAAACGAGGUGCAAUAUUCUGUUCACUCAUGUGCGGAAAAACAGAACUGAACCACUCUAUGAACAGACAUAACAGAAUAGAAAGUGGGGGUAUGAGUUUGAAUAAUAGUACACUCAGUAAUGUUAUCACCAGCCAAAUAUCUCACCAAAAUUCACCCACCGCAAUCGCCAUCACCCGAAAAGACUCCAAAUCCGAUCACUCUUCCGAAUCCGGUUCGCAAAAAAAGACCCAACACCUCAAAACUUCAUCGUCCUUAGAAGAUAUUUCAACCUCUGUACAUAUUAAACAAUUGCCUAAACUAAGUGUAGAACACAGUCUAUUAAAGAAACCAAAUUUCGCUACUUCGAAAACAUCAGACUCGCCAAAAACGUUAAUUAAACCUUUCAACUACACACCGCCCCGAAGUUUACCAUCAACAGCCAUAAGUACCGUGCCAACGGAAAGCAGUCAAGCCGCCGACAACACUUUAUCAACGACUGCAACAUCCGAUCAAGCUCCGACAGCUCCGAAUAAUACACCGGCGAGUCCCAAUCGAAAGCCCCCAACAAACUCAUCGUCGAAUACUCCGACUACUACAAGUCAUCAGUUGCACCCUCUUCAGAUCAAAGACGAGGACAACGACAGUGCUAUUUCCUCUUACCACAGUACCUCUGACUCAAACACAGGAACUGUAAGUCCUCAAGAUAAAGUACCCACAAGUCUAAUCGGCCCUGCAGUACCUGUCGAAAGCCCUCCCCCACUACCCCCGAAGCCCGCUUUUAUGCGAGCGGCCGCGACAUGUCAUAAACCAUUACCUUUGAAGGCCUCGGAUAAUACGACUUACUUGAACGAUACGACUGCGCAACGAAUUUUGGCAGGUGAACUGGAUUUCGAGGACGGAAGUAUGAGCAAGUCUUUUAGCUACAGGUCUCUACCCGACCUGAAGAAAUCAAAUCUGAAAAACAGAACUGAAAAUGCUUCGUCGCUUUAUUCGUCGACGGCCAAUAAGAACGUGAGUUUCAACCCUUUUGUGACCGAAAGAUCACGAAGUAACUCGUUGCCGAGAAGCAUCGGAUCCGAGGACGAAUACGAACUGUCUGGAGCUCACUCGGACUCUGAAGAUUUCCGACGCGAGUCGAGAUCACGAAGAUCUGCCGAAUGGAAACACCUCUCAGAUCUGCGGGACUUUUCACGCGAGGAGCGACUGAGGUAUCUCGGACAUAAAGAUCAUUCGGAAUGGCUGGAAGAAAGGAGAACGCAUCCUUAUGGAUACUAUACGGAUAGUUCGAGUUCUUCGAGCGAUGACGAUGAUGUCUACUGGCCACAACAUGCACGUCCGGGUGGCGCAACUGUUAGUUCGCACCAUACUGUUCACGGUGCACAAAUGAACAUGCGUCGGAAAAAGAAAGCGGGACGAAAAAAUAAAUGCAAAAUUAGCUGACCAAAAAAUAUGGACUGAAUUUUGUUUCUAAUGUGACAAACAAAAUUUGCAGCACAAAAUUUGCACUCAGGGCUGAAAAAUGGUUUAAAGUUAGAUGUAGAAUUACUUAUAAUUUCUUAGAUGCUUCUUCCCAAUACAGCACAAUAAAUAAUAGAGCCAAAUCUCAGUUAUAAUUUAUCAAUGUGAACACAAACCUCGAAUCAUAAUAUAAGCUUUCGGAGUUGUCAACUCGGAAAACGAACCAAGUGCAAUUAAAUUGGUAAUAGAACAAUAACACAAUUUGAUAUCAAUGACUUUUAUAGUAUCUAUAUUUUGUUUAUUUUUCACCUUUAUUUUGUUCCCUUUUUGUAUAAUUUAUGAUGCUGGAAGUUUGAAAAAUAGUUUCAGUCACUGCUCUUUUUUCGAAGUUUCAUCGUUUUGAGUUUCAUUUGUUUCUGCUAAAGUUUCCUCCGAAUUCGUUCGUUUUGGCUCGUUUGUAGGCUCCUCAUUAAAAUAAUACCGGUCCAAAAUGAUCUCCAGUAAAUACAGGAAACCCAGAAACCCAAUUAUACAAUAAAAAUAAUCAAAGGUUGAAUCGCUAAGAGAUAAAUGCGAAAUCAUUUUUCAGCUUGAAUACUUCUCGUAUACUUUUUUCAAAAGCAGCUGAAUU